AUGAUAUUAACCAACCCUAACCUUAGUCUUACGAAAGUUUGAAUUUUUUGCAGUUACCACUGUCCCUUCUACGGACGGCCCAGAACCAUCCCAUGUUGGUGGAAUUAAAGAAUGGAGAAACUUACAAUGGUCACUUGGUUAGCUGCGAUAAUUGGAUGAAUAUCAAUCUGAGAGAAGUAAUUUGUACAUCGCGUGAUGGAGAUAAAUUCUGGAGAAUGCCUGAAUGUUACAUCAGGGGAAGCACAAUAAAAUAUCUUAGAAUACCUGACGAAGUUAUUGAUAUGGUGAAAGAAGAAACAAUGGUCAAAGGCAGAGGUCGUGGAGAGAUGAGGGGUAGAGGUGGACAAGCUCAAAGAGGAAGAGGUGGAGGACGAGGGUCAUUUGGUGGCCGUGGAGGAAGACCAGCCCCCCUUGGCCGAGGUGGAAUUGGGCGAAAUCCACCAAAUAAACAGAAGAAUAAGUAGUGGUAUUAUGUGAUCUCCAAUGUACUGAAAGCUCCGUAUUUAAAAACACUUCUUUAAAUUUGAAAAGAUGUGUGAUUGAGAAAGUUCUGUACGCUUAUUUUAUUUUUGCCAGGAACUCAAGUCUAAGGAACAAUAAUUUAUUUAUAAUGGGAGGUAUGCUAGUGGAUUAUUUUGUAAUUAUGGUGUUCCAGAAACACUGCUUUUGUUGUGUGUUUUUGUUCAUGUGCAAGUAUUACACAAUACCACUGUGGUUCAAUUAAUGUUCAUAUCAGUGGACUGAUCUGUACAUUUUAUUGCCCAGUGUGCUUCCAGGUACAAUAACUUUUCAACAGCAUCUGUAUACAGCAUGUAUGCAACUAAAAACAUUUACCUCAUACUAAAGCUACAAUUAGAAUA
Molecule: messenger RNA, 860 nt
Organism: Cryptotermes secundus
Lineage: Eukaryota; Metazoa; Arthropoda; Insecta; Blattodea; Kalotermitidae
Product: U6 snRNA-associated Sm-like protein LSm4
Exons: 4
Coding region: 93-464 (123 amino acids)
Biological process (GO): mRNA splicing, via spliceosome; spliceosomal snRNP assembly; nuclear-transcribed mRNA catabolic process
Cellular component (GO): spliceosomal tri-snRNP complex; P-body; U6 snRNP
Molecular function (GO): U6 snRNA binding
Source: RefSeq, a predicted model, not a curated record